AAAUUUCCUGUCAUUUCAAGCGUGUCUUUAAAUGAUAGUAGUUAUCACCAAGGGCGACAAAUCUUCAGACCUUAUUUCAAUUACGCACAUGGUGGCCGCAUGGUACUUGUGACGUCAUUAUGAAUUUCGUCAUAGCGUAGCCAAAAGCUGAGAACGGGGUUCUUUUUCGUUUGGACAUAGAAGAGAAAGGUUGGAGAAAAAUAUUUUAUUUUUAUUUCUAUUUGUUUUAAAUUUCUGUAAAAAAAGAAGCUAAAUUUACUUUCUUUAGAUAAAAAUGUUUUGUGCUUUGUCAGGAAAAGACUAUAGUUCAUCAGAUUUAGCUGGAAUGUAAGAUCUACAUUAAAAUAAAAAUAAAAAAAUUUGGCCUCGUGCUUAGCAAUGGAGGCAGAUCUAAAUGAAUGUUGACUGAAGAAAUAGACACGGUUUGAUAAAAACCUAUUAAAUGGGUGUAAGUAUAAUGAAAUAUUUAGCUGGACAAAUAAUUUGAGAUUAUUCCAGCUUGUCUUAUGUAGUCUAUAGGUCAAAGAAAGUUAAAGUGAUGCUGAAGCAGGUUUGCCGGCAGGGUUUUCGGACCUGGUAAUUUUCAGGCCGUAUGUUAUCGCAUUGGCAAUUAGUAUAAGAUCUACGAAAAGGCGCAUAAAAUUUUUAUAGCUGAAAACUGUUAACAUUUAUACAGUAGAUCUACUGAAGUUUAUACAAAAUAGAUUCAGACUUGCCUAAACCAAAUUCGAUAUAGUUCUAUGAUGAAUUUGCUGUUUUUGGUGUAAAUUUACAGUCUAUCUUUUAUUUUUUCAUAUAUCCUUCUGAAUGGUUUUGUAUUUGACUGAAAAAUGCCACGGAAAAGAGCACUAUUGGCGACUCAAGUCAACCAGAAAAGGGCAAAACGUAUUAGAUCUAAUAGUAAUACAGCAGGUAUGCAGCAGAAUUCUUUCGGUGUACAGUGCUCUAUGGUCACAGACAAUUCUCUAAAUAGCACUAUACAAAAUCAGACAUUGUCAUCGGAAACAAAUCCAGUCACCAGUCAGAACAUGUCUUGUUCUACAGAACAACAACAUGGAACAUGUAGUUCAUUCUCAGGUGGUCCUUCAUUCACAGGUGUUGAUAACCAGGGUAUAACACCCAAUGUGCACUGUAUCACAUCUCCUUAUUUGGGCACAUCUACAAGGGACUAUGGAUACCAAUAUAACCUUGGUUACGAACAAAAUAUUGGCACAACUCAGUACCUGGACACAACAGGUUAUUAUUAUCCACAACAUCAGACACAGACAACACAUGUUAAUUAUGGUCCAGUAUGCCAAGAUGGAAUGUACACCUAUCCCCAGGCUCAGAUAGCACCUACAUAUUGUCCAGGUGGUAAUCCAAUACAACAACAUACCUUGUGGCAACCACAGGCUCAGACUGCAUCAGCUGACCAGACUGCUAUAUCGGAAUUUGCUGCACAAGUCAACUACGUUUAUAUAUGUGCAUGUUGCAUCAACAUUGUCAUGGCUGACGUUGGAGGGGCUUUUUGAGAUCUGAUGUCUUGUUCGUGAAUAUAGGACAUUACUGCAAAGGAACAUUCAUUGUCAUGUUGCUGAAGUUAUAUAAUCAUAAUGUGUUAAGUGCAUGUUUUACAUACAUUAUAAGAAUUUCAUCAGAUCACCCUCUAAAAGAAUUAUAGUGAGAUUUACGUUAUUAUGAAAUAGACAUAUGCAUGGACAUAUACAGUGAACUUAUAACUACGGCUUAAUGUCGUGUCGGCUUAAUGUCGAUUCGUACUGUCACUUAUAACAUUACAUUAUGUUUAUGUAUAACACAUUUCAUAUAUAUUUCAUACAAUCGCAGGGUAAAUAUUAAGCUUUAUCAUCAUUGAUGAAUUUUAAAUACAUUAAUGCAGUGUAAUUUUAAUUACUUCCGAUAUUCCGGUGUUCGGCAUCCGAUUUUCCGGAGUAAUAUUACAAGCUUCCGAUAGUCCGGAGCCAGUUCUUCUCCCGAUUUUCCGGAGUAAUGUGAUCGCCAUAUAGCCUUUCUUAUAAGGAAGCGCGAUUCACAUCUUAUGUUUAGCUCACGAUGUUCCGGAGCUACUCUACUAUCUAAACGUACUUCCGAUUGAUCCAGAGUUACUUCUUUACGACUACACUGCAGUUUCUGAAAUCUAAGUUUAAAUAGUUCCCGAUAUUUGAAUCUUACAUACACUGCGAUUGUAUUUUUAGUAUCAUGUUUUAGAAUUUAUGUCAGCCAUGGCCAUAUCUUGCCAAAAUAUCAUUAAACAUAAAUAAGUUAAACAUCUUUGUUUUUUGUCCCUCUU
Messenger RNA from Ruditapes philippinarum (Manila clam), 2287 nucleotides. RefSeq lists its product as uncharacterized. Lineage: Eukaryota; Metazoa; Mollusca; Bivalvia; Venerida; Veneridae. The coding region runs from base 831 to 1511 and encodes 226 amino acids. The record is from RefSeq and is a predicted model, not a curated record. The transcript is spliced from 2 exons.